This is a messenger RNA of Bradysia coprophila, 6859 nucleotides long. RefSeq names its product Myosin heavy chain-like (gene Mhcl). NCBI's taxonomy places the organism in Eukaryota, Metazoa, Arthropoda, Insecta, Diptera, Sciaridae. The record is from RefSeq and is a predicted model, not a curated record. Gene Ontology annotation, cellular component: cytoplasm; myosin II complex; myosin filament. Gene Ontology annotation, molecular function: actin filament binding; ATP binding; cytoskeletal motor activity. Gene Ontology annotation, biological process: actomyosin structure organization.
AAACUAAAUAAAAUUGUGAAUUGAGUAUGUUGCAUCAAAGAACUUUGUUUUUUAUAUUUUUAUAAAAAUUUUAAUGAUUUUAAUCGAACCGUAGCCAAAUGAGUGAAGAACACGUAAAAAUAAAUUUCCCGUUUAUGUGCAAAUAUUUCGAAGAAAUCAAUAAAAAUUUAAUUGAAAACUGUGCUCAGACUACAUCUUACCUACUUACCUACUUUUAGGCCAUAAUACUUAAAUUAAACUAAAAAUUUGUCGCUGAUUCGGUAGAAAAUAUCAAAAUUUAAGUGAGAAUGUUUACAAGUGAUUGAAUGUGAUAACAAUUAUUUAACUAGAAAUUUAACAUUGCCAACAAAUCGAAAGAGAUUUUUUUUGGGGAGUGUUCCUAUUCAUUGCAUUCACUUUGUUCUUUUAGUCUAGCCGUCCUGCACAUUCUAGACCUUUCGAAAUGUUCAACUUCAUCAAGAAAGGAGUGGUGGACAAGGAGCGUGACAAAAAUGACAGAAAAGAGAAACGGAAGAAGGAUAAGAAAACCAAAGAAGGUGGUACUAGUAUACCGGGCAGCAUGAGCUCGGAAGAAUUGCUCAGACUUGAUGAGGUUCGACGAUCGUUGAAAAUACGGGGUCGACGAAAAGAGAAGGAAAAACUUCCGAGCGGCAUCACUGCUGAUUACAGUGCCGAAUUUUUCGCUCACCUUCCGAAAGACGAUGACAGUGACCGGGUAGCUUCGAAACAGCGUCGUAAAAUCAAUAUCGACAAUAAUGUUGAUUCAGAACAUUUGUCGGCUCAUAGCUUCUCUUAUUCAGACAGCUCUGAAACUUCGCUGAAUUCGUCGGGUAACAAGAACGAUCCAAUGAGACCCCCAAGAGGUAUUCUAAAAGGGCAACGUCAUUCCAAUGCAAAUGGUAAUGAUGAUUCGUCAAGAACUCCGGAUUCACCGGACCUGGUUGUGAGGAACACUUUACGAAAUCAAUUGAUUACGUACGAAAAUGUCUCCAACAUCGCUUGCGAGUACAUUCACGAAGAAGUCAGCACCGAUACCGUUAUUUUGAACAUCAAAAAUACGUUAACUUCACCAUCUCCCAGUGCGGAUAGCUUAACAGAAACAAGUUCAUCAUUCGCAACACCACCAUUCUCGUUAAGUCCAGUCGGUGAGUCGCAAGGAUGCCAACGCUGGUCACGAGUUCAAGACUUCGAAAAUGAUGGCCUGAGUCUGCCGCUGCCACAGAUAAAUCUUUUGAAACUUCCACUUCCACGCGAGCUUGUCAUCAAUCGUCAGAACACACCAAAAAAAGACUUUGGAUUCAGUCUUCGUAAUGCAAUUCGAAUGGAUCGUUCCGACCUACUGUUUUUGCCCGACUUGAAGCCAACAAUAUUCGCAGAACCAGGCAAUGGUGGAGAGAAUACGGGACUGUUACCGGGAGAUCGACUGAUUGCUGUGAAUGGGAAAUCGGUGGAAGAUUUGUCACGGAACACAAUCAUCGAAAUGAUUCGGAAUUGUGAUGACUCGGUGCGUGUUAAGGUUCAGCCCGUUGCUGAAUUGGUCGAAUUGUCGAAGCGUUCGAUGUCGAAUGGAGCAGUUGAAAAUGGAAAUGGCCACCAUCGUGAGAUGGAAAAAGAUUCUGCACCGUCCAACAACAACGACGUUUGGCUGGUACAUAAAGGUGGAUUCACGGCGGCGGUGAAAUUGUCACAGAACAUUGGCGACAAGAACACCAUUACGUUGAAGCACAGCGGAGACACCAUUACAGUGGAUGAAGAUGACUUGGAGAAAGCGAAUCCUUCCGAUCAGGAUCUGGUCGAAGAUUUGUGCAGUUUGAAGCAUUUAAAUGAGGCGUCCGUUUUGCACUGCAUUCGGCAACGUUUCGGCAACAAUUUAAUUCACACCAAAGCGGGAAACGUUUUAAUUGUCGUGAAUCCGAUGCAACCGCUGUCGUUAUACUCGGAAAAGGUUGCAUCGAUGUUCCGCGGAUGCAAAACCGAAGACACACCACCACACAUUUAUUCCAUGUCGCAAGCAGCGUAUCGGUCUAUGAUUGCAACGAAACGGGAUCAGAGUAUCGUUUUCUCUGGACGAUCUGGUUCGGGAAAGACAGCAUCAUUUAAGCACUCACUGUACUAUCUAUCACUUGCGUCCGGCUCAACAAAUCAAUUGCUUACUGUGGAACGGAUCAACGCAAUCAAUAAGAUUUUGGAAAGUUUCGGCAACACAAGAACAUUGUUGAACUCGAACGCGUCGCGUUUCACUCAGAUCAUGAGCUUGGAUUUCGAUUACAGUGGCGUCGUAGCUUCUGCUUCGAUACAAGUGUUGUUGCUGGAGAAAUCCCGUGCCGGUCGUUUACAUAACAACGAAAAUUCAUUCCACGUUUUGUCGCAUCUGGUAGCUGGUGCUGAUCCUAUGCUGCUCAAAGAAUUGAAUUUGGACAACAUAUCCAAAGACGAGACCGGUCCAAAUGCGUUCGCUACAUUCUACAAAACCAACGAAGAGCUGCAGAAGGCAACCAGCGAAUUCGCCAAAUUGGUUCAAUCAUUCGUUGUGCUGAACGUUAGCGAUAAGCAUGUGAAAGCGAUUUGGUAUGUGCUUGGUGCAAUUGUUCAUCUCGGCUUUGCUGGUGUCACGACGGUAGAAAGUGGCGGUGAGACCCGAUUGCAGUUUGUCAAUCCGACGUCGGCAAGACUGGCUGCAAAUUUACUAGGUAUCACAAUGGAAGAUCUUACGUCGUCCAUUCUAUUCAAACGGGAUAAGGAAACCAUACCCAAACAAGGUCUACUCGAUCAUGCCUUGGAAUAUCUUGACUCGCUGGUCAUUGGCUUGUACUCCGAAGUGUUUGCCAGGGUUGUUUCAUUGAUCAACAAAGCCAUUCAACGGAACGUUCGCACAGUAUCAUCGAUCCUGUUAGUCGAUACGCCCGGCUUUCAAAAUCCAUCCAGUUGCGGUUCUCAAGAUGGUGCCAAAUUAUUCGACCUGCAGCAUAACUAUUUGCAGGAACGACUGCAAUUGUUGUUCCAUGAGAAGCAGCUUGUCGCACCGCGUACGCUGUACUCACAGGAAUUGGUGGAAAUUGACAAGGAAGUGUUUACCGAAUCCGAUCCGGGUCCACUAAUCAGUCUGCUGGAUAAAGUGCCACAAAAUAAUGUUGUACGAUCGACGAGUCAGCGAGACAAUACGCGUCGAAGUCUGUUUACCAUUUUGGACGAAGAAUCAACGAAUUCAUCGUCGUCUGAUGAGAUUUUCUACGAUCGAAUUUGCACUAACUUCAGUGAUCGUGAAUAUCAUUUCCUACUUCGUCCGAUCGGUCAUUCACAGUUUAUGCUUCAACAUAUGCAAGGUACAAAUCCGGUUUUGUACACAGUCAACGGAUGGCUGAAACAGAAUAAGAACAAUUUCCACUCGAAUUUGGCUGCAAAUUUACUACAAGACAGUCACAAGUCGGAGAUCAAUGAAUUGUUUGCUGUAAGCUCAAGUGGUACAGGUGAUGGCCGUAGUUUCGGUGGUUCGAUUGGAGGUGUUGAACGAAGUCAGAGUCUGAGACGGAUAUCUAGUCUUCGUCGAUCUUUUACCACACUCGGCGGGAAGAGGAACUCACCGAUGAUGAAGAUUAAGCUUACCGUUGACGGAAUAAUCGACACUAUAUCUCGCACGGGAACACAUUUUGUCCAUUGUUUCCUCGUUCAACACAACGCUGCAACAUUUUCGAAGACCCCAAAUUCCACGCUGACGUAUACAAUCGAAGACAUCGUCAACGUCCCAUUACUCAGAAGUCAGUUGCGCGGAUUCAACAUACUCGAGGCGACACAACUUCAUAAGCUCGGUUUUCCCGAAUCCAUUCCCCAUUCUGAAUUCAGCCGAAGAUUCAGUUUGCUCAUCGACGGCGCGACCAAGGCGACCAGCAUCGAAGCCAUUCUAUCAACUGUUGAUAUUGACAAGUCACAGUAUCGCAUCGGUCCCAGUCAGGUUCUACUUCGUUCCGGUGUAUUGAGUCGAUUGGAAGCGAAAAGGGAGGAGCUGUUGCGUGAUCGUAUCAUCCAUCUGCAAGCAUACUGUCGCGGAUACUUGGCCCGACAGAGAGUUUCGAGAAAACGAGUACAGGACUUGGCUAUUCGGUGCAUUCAACGCAAUUUUCGGGUAUUUUUGAAAGUAAAGGAUUGGCCAUGGUGGCGUCUAUUGGUCCGUAUAACGCCGCUGUUGGACGUGAAUCGAACCGAUGAACAACUGAAAGUGGCAUUGAAUGACGUACAGAGUUUGAAACAGAAAUUGGAGAAAUCGGAUGCGGAAAGAAAUUUCCUGAAAGCCGAGAAUGAAAAGCUGGAAUGUAAGCUCUCCGAGAUGACAGUGGACCUGUCGGAAGAACGUUCGAAUGCCAAUAUAGCAAAUGAAAGGCUGGAUGUCGAAAUGAGUGAACGAAUUAAGCUCACACGAGAGCUUGAAGAACAGCAGGAAAAGAACCGAGAAAUGCAAAAUUUCACCGAAAAACUGGAACUGGAUUUGAUAGCUGCCAAUUCUAAUCCAAACGAUCUCUUCGAAGACGAAGAUCUCGGCAAGGAAGAGAAUCUGACCGUUUUCAAAAUGAAAUACGAUCGAGCGGUCAAAGAAUUGGAAUUCACGAAGCGAAGAAUGCAAACGCAACACGAAUACGAUUUGGACCAGCUGGUUGGACUGAAAAAGCAAUUGGAAAAGAAAUUAGCCGAUGCGUACGAAGAGGUCGAAGAGCAGCGACAGGUUGUGGGUCAGUGGAAACGAAAAUCACAGAAAUUUUCUGUGGAAAUGAACGAUCUUCGAUUGCUGUUGGAAGAGCAAAACAGCAGAAAUACAUUGUUGGAGAAGCGACAACGGAAAUUCGAUGCUGAGUGCCAGACACUGCAGGAUUCGGCCCGUCAAGAGAGACAGGCGAAGGAUCGUUUGGGACAGGAAAAAGAUUCCUUAAUUGCUGAGAAAUUCACGUUGGAACAAACGUUGGCGGAUGUCCGGCAAGAGUUGGAUUUAACGCAAGAGAAAUUGACCAAUCUGCAGCGUGAUAUGGAAGAACUAAGCUACUCGGAACAAACUGAGGAGGAAAUUGGCCAACUAAAACGAUCGAAAAUUGAGUCUGAACGAAAAUGCAAAGAACAGGAAGACGAAUUGGAUGAAAUGGCUGGCCAAAUUCAGUUAUUGGAGCAAGCCAAAUUACGACUGGAGAUGACACUCGAAACGAUGCGCAAGGAAGCUCGUCACGAAGCACAACAACGCGACGACGAAUUAGAGGAAGUGCGUGGCAGUUUCUUCAAAAAAAUCAAAGGUCUGGAAUGUCAACUGGAAAAUGAGCACGAGGAACGAACGCUUCUGUUGCGUGAAAAGCACGAACUUGAGCGCCGUUUGCAGACGUUGGAACAACAGGAUCACUCUGACCGAAUGGCCGAAGAAGCGGCUAAUUUGAAAUUGAAACGUGAUCUGAGGAAAUACAAGGCGCUGUUCAAGGAUGCACAAAUCCAAAUCGAUAGAAUGAAAGGUGACGCACCGUCCAAGAAUUUGAUUAGGCAGCUGAGAAAUCAACUGGAGGACGCAGAAACGGCAAGAACAUUGGCUAUUAAGUCAAAGCAGUUGGCUGAGUCAGAGUUGUCGGAUGUGCAAUCGAUGUUGGAGGAUGUAACGCGUGCACGACAUGACGCCGAUGAAAAAGCUGCUCAUGCUGGUCGAGAAGUUGGCGAACUGCGAACACAGUUAGAAGAAAACGAAGAAGAACUGUCCGAGUUGAUUAAGAAAUACAGCAGCACAGUGAAGCAACUGAACUCGGAGCAAUUGAAGCACACAGAAUAUGAAACGACUAUAUCCGAACUGGAAGCAGAAAAGGUUUCGUUGAAGGAACAUAUAGCUGAACUGAAUGAUAGACUGGAAAAUGUUGAAGUACUUAACGACUCGUCGACAAACAUUCAAACGAAACGAUUGGUGCUUCGAACCAAGGAGCUUGAAUCUAAGCUGGAAUUAGAACAUGCGACCCGAUCCAGGCUGGAAGUGCAAUGUAAUCGACAUAAGGAAUCAUUGGAAAAGACACAAACGGAACUGUCUCAUAUUCGAUCCAAAGAAACGUUACUGCAAGAUGAACUAAAGAAAAUCAAAAAGACACUCAGGGAAACAAAAGAUGAACUGCAUGCGUUGACAAAUCGUGACCAGGAUCACAUAAACAAACGACAGGAAGCGUCCAAGAAACUUGAAACUACCGAGUCUGAAUUGACUAGUGUACGAAAUGAUUUGCGAUUGGCGUUGCAACGAAUCGCUGAUUUGCAGCAGGCAAUGGAGGAUGGAGAUUACGAUGAUGAUUCAUCGGAAAGUGAUCUCAACGAUCUAUCGGAUGGUUCGAUCAGUCCCGUUGAAUCGACAUACCUGCAGAAUAAACGAAUCGGAUCCAUAGACUUAGCGUCAAGUACAAAUUCCAACGAAACAAAGGCAACUAAAUAAAAUUUUGGGGAGGUGAUGAACGAAGCGGAUGAACGGAAUAAUUAUGGGAAUAAGUUAACUUAUUGUAGCAAUAUCAACACACACUUAUACAAACCCUUCUCUAUAAUAUAUAUUUUAUGGCCAUCAACUUUAUUUAUAAUCUUUAUAUAUCAUCCGGUCAUUUUAAUCGCGAUUUUUUCUAUUAUAAAAAAGGUGUCUGUACUCUCCCCCCCCUAUAAAAUUGUAAACUUUUAAUUAGAUUUUUUUAGGCGUAAAUGAAUUUUUGUUUUUAGCUUUCAAUUUUUUAUUGUUGUCGAAAGAAAAGAAAAAUGUUAAAAAAAAAAGAAAUUAUUUCCAAGCUGAAAACCAAGACAAUGUAAACUAAUUUAUAAUAAAAAAAAAUGGAAAACAAAACCCAUCUUAAAUAAAAUAAAUAAAGAAACAUUUAUCGAA